AGACAGAUUUCUUUCAUUUAUAACUUUAUGAUAGUUUGAGUUAAGAUAAAAUUAAGACAUCGAGUCUUUUUUUUUCUAGAAAAGAAGAAAGAAAACAGAGUAACUUACAAUUUGGAAAGUGAGAGGUACUUGAGGUAAUGGGGUUGGAGGUGGAGCGAUACGAUUGGCUGGACGGGAUCACGUUGCCCGGGCUGCGCACAUGACUCCACUUGUGCGGCUGGCGUCCGGAGGUCAGAGUCAGACACGGCCAGCUGAGAGCUGACAGCUGGGCCUGCCUCAGCCUCACCACAUGCAUUAUUGGGUUCGCGACCUGGGCCGGGCCGGGCCGAGCAGGUCAAUUGGUUCGUCUCAAGAAAAAAAAACAGUAUGCAGGUCCAGCAAAACCAGCAGACGAAGUUAAAUGCUACCAGACAGAGACAGAGACAGAGGUAUAUGCUAACAGGCUUUCCAGGGAGACGCAAUUUCCAGCGGGGAUCGCGGCAGGAUAAGAAUAAGAAUGUAACGUACCGGCAUCGCAUCCACCACCCGGAGGAUCAAUCUGUCUAACAAUUGGGAUGGUUUGUCAACACGACCCAACCCAACCCAACCCAACCAAAAGGUACAGCUUCUUCUCUCUGCAUUUGCGUGCCCAUUGCCACCACCACUCCCUGCUGCCUGCUGCCUGUCCUUGGGAACUCCUUCAAUGGAAAAGGGGUGAUCCAGUUAUUGAUGGCCUGCAGUACAGCUUGACCGCUGGGCACUGCUUGCUCCUACGGCAACUACAAUGCCUCUGCUCUGGACCAUCAUCCGUUGAAAGCAAGGCAGGCGUCACACAUGUCCAACCUCGCCAUCACCGAUGCGUGUCUCGUGACAGAAUCAGAGCAAGCAUCAUGCAGCAGCAGCAGCCAGGAGCAGAGGGCGCCGUCAUGAAGCCAUCAGAGCCUGCUGAGGAUGAGCAGCAUCAGCAGAAGCCAGGACUAGAGGGCGCCGUCAUGAAGCCAUCAAAGCCUGCUGAGGAUGAGCAGCAUCAGCAGAAGCCAGGACUAGAGGGCGCCGUCAUGAAGCCAUCAGAGCCUGCUGAGGAUGAGCAGCAGCAGGAGGAGGCUGAGCGCAGAAGGCUCUACCAGGCUUGGAAGGGAAACAACAUAUUCCUGUGCGGCGGGCGGCUCAUGUUCGGGCCCGACGCCGCGUCCCUCCUGCUCACGACAUUCCUCAUCGUCGCCCCGACCAUCGUCUUCUGCUACCAGAUAAAAUCCACGUUCUACGGCUCUGGUGGGCGGCAGCAGCAGCAGAUGCACCAGGCAGCAGCGCUCGUAGUCACCGUCACAACGAUCAUGGACCUUGUCUUCCUAUCCAUGACAUCCACCAGAGACCCAGGAAUCGUGCCAAGGAACUCGAGGGCGCCCCCUGAAGCCGACGAGUUCCUCGGCUGCAACACGCCGUCUAUGGACUGGAGCGGCGGGAGAACCCCGCGGAUGAGGCUCCGCCGGACCAAGGACGUCAUCAUCAACGGCUUCACGGUGAAGGUGAAGUUCUGCGAGACCUGCCUGAGGUACCGUCCGCCACGAUCCUCGCACUGCUCCAUCUGCAACAACUGCGUCCACAAGUUUGACCACCACUGCCCAUGGGUCGGCCAGUGCAUUGGACUUAGGAACUACCGUUUCUUCUUUCUGUUCAUAGCAACGUCGACUUUCCUGUGCAUAUUUGUCUUUAUUUUUUCAUGGCUGAGUGUCUAUAGCCAAAUGGAAGAAAAUGGAGGCUCUAUCUGGAAGGCCUUGCGCAAGGAAGCGUGCUCGUUUGCGCUAAUCAUAUAUACUUCCAUUGUUGUUUGGUUUGUCGGAGGCCUCACAGUGUUUCAUCUCUAUCUAAUCGGUACUAAUCAGACAACAUAUGAAAACUUUAGAUACCAUUAUGACAAGAAGGACAAUCCCUACCGCAAGAGCAUUGCAGCAAACUUUGCGGAAGUGUUCUUUACCAAGAUACCACCUCCGAUGAAUGAUUUUCGUUCAUGGGUAGGUGAGGGCGCACUUGAAGCUGGAUUCUACACUCCAUACAUUGGGCUGGAUGUGACAAACCCAAGGGAAAAGAUUGACCUAGACAUGGAAAGCAAAGAAGUACUUGUUGGGGGUAUCCAGAUUCCAACGGCACUUCAGAACAUAGACUAUGGUUCCUUCGAAGAGAGUUCAGGUGACAAGAACAGAAAUGCUGGCCAAAAAUCAGCGCAUUUCCCUAUAGCUUGGGCACAAGGAAAUGAAGCUGCUGGAACAUCUGCAGGAGCUACCGUGACAUUCAAUAACAAAACAAGCGAUGAUGGUGUUAAUGAAUUCGACAGUCCGAAUACAACUACCACCCAAGCAUCUACAAAAGCUAACACAGAACCACCAGGUAGGGUUGAUAAAAUGGAAGGGACAAUGGAUAGGUACGACCGGAGAUGUAAUACAAUUUAGAUUUUGUGCAGACUAUAGCACACUGGCAAUUGAUUUUUGUAGAAGGAAUUCAUACAUCGAUGAAUGACAUCAUUAAUAAACAAAUGUCAUCUCUCGUUAUUGAGAGUUGAGAGAACAGUAGCAUUGGAAACAAGGUAAAUGGUGAAGUUGCAUAGCUAAAUGGCAGUAUCAUGGACCACACAUAGAUGCAGAAAUGAAGCACUCAUGGCUUGUAGACAUCAGGAAGCUGGAGGCCUACACUGGCGGCAGAUUUGUUCAGUAUCUUCUUCGUUUCAUCAGAUCGAUCCACAGCUAUAUUGUACGAGAGCAGCAGAUCCUGGACAAUCAAGCAUGAUGUGGAGUUAAUAGCGUCCAUAGUGCAUAAUAAGCUGAUAGUACAGUGCUAUUGAGAACACGCUCGGUGUAGAAAGAUACAUUUAAUCAGGUCAAAUCACGGAAAAUGAAAAAAAAACACAAUGUUUCUA
Zea mays is the source of this 2890-nucleotide messenger RNA. RefSeq names its product probable protein S-acyltransferase 4. NCBI's taxonomy places the organism in Eukaryota, Viridiplantae, Streptophyta, Magnoliopsida, Poales, Poaceae. The record is from RefSeq and is a predicted model, not a curated record. The transcript has 6 exons. Bases 555 to 2426 code for a protein of 623 amino acids. Gene Ontology annotation, biological process: peptidyl-L-cysteine S-palmitoylation; protein targeting to membrane. Gene Ontology annotation, cellular component: endoplasmic reticulum; Golgi apparatus. Gene Ontology annotation, molecular function: protein-cysteine S-palmitoyltransferase activity.